GUAUUCGGUCCUUUACUUUUUCUCCCUCCUUCACUCCACCGGCUUCCCUGCAUUAUUAUAUACGCCGUAUCAAGGAAUAGCUGUGCUGCUCUUCUUAGAAACUGUCCCUCUUUGAUGGCAACUCGCCGGUGACGUGGCUUGCUCGCCGUUUAAUCACAUUUCUGGUUUUCUCUCGAUGGGGAAACUCAUGGAGGCCAUUUUACAUUCUGGGUUUGUUCUUUUUCUUGGUUUUCUGGCGUUUGAACUGAGUAUCCGCCGAGUCAACGCGGAGCCGGUUCAGGACAGAAACGCGCUCCUUGAUUUCUUGUCGAAGACCAAACACAGCAAUCGCCUGCAAUGGAAUACAUCCGCCACGGUCUGCUCGUGGGUUGGCGUGGAAUGUGAUGCGACCCGGUCGUUUGUUUUCGCUCUCCGCUUUCCGGCCGUCGGGUUAGUGGGGAAUAUUCCGGCGGGCACUUUGGGAGGGUUGAGCCAGCUCCGGGUUCUGAGUCUCCGGUCCAACCGGCUCACUGGUCCGAUCCCUGAUGACUUUUCGAAUCUCGAACAUCUUCGGAACCUUUACCUCCAGAAUAACUUGUUCUCCGGCAAAUUUCCGGCGAGUCUGGCGAAUUUGACUCGGUUGAUCCGGCUAGACCUCUCCUCCAACAAUUUCUCCGGUGAAAUUCCGGCCGCGGUCAACAAUUUCUCCAAUUUGACUCGGCUCUAUUUACAGAACAAUGGCUUCACUGGGAAAAUCCCGACCUUAACCCUUUCUUCUCUAUCCGAUUUCAACGUGUCAAACAAUCGCCUCAAUGGGCCGAUUCCGAGCACAGUAUCGAAAUACCCGAUGUCGGCUUUCGCCGGAAAUAACGAUCUCUGCGGCGACCCAUUGCCGCCGUGCAACCAAAGCUCCCCUUCCCCUGCCCCAUCUGUUUCCCCUGCCCCUUCCCACAAGAAACUCUCCGCCGGUUCCAUUGCCGGGAUCGUAAUAGGCUCGGUGGUCGGAGUUCUUCUCCUUUUACUCAUUCUCUUCCUCUGCUUCAGAAGGGGAAAGACACAGAGGGAAGCAAAGCCGUCUGCGAUUGCGAAUGCGGGUCCGAGAAGGGCGGUGGUGGAACCGCCUGGCACGUCGUCAUCGAAAGACGACAUCACCGGAGGGUCAGCCGCAGGGGAGGGGAGUAGGCUGGUGUUCCUCGGCGGCGGGGGCGGGUACACAUUUAAUUUGGAGAGCCUGUUGAGGGCGUCGGCGGAGGUGCUGGGAAAAGGGAGCACGGGGACGAGUUACAAGGCGGUGAUGGAGGAGGGGACGACGGUGGUGGUGAAGCGGAUGAAGGACGUGUCGGCGGAGAGGACAGAGUUUGAGGAGCAAAUGCAGGUUGUGGGGAAGCUGGAGAAUGAGAAUUUGCUUCCAUUAAGAGCUUAUUACUACUCCAGAGAUGAGAAAUUGUUAGUCUCUGAUUACAUGCCUGCUGGUAGCUUAUCAGCUCUUUUUCAUGGUAGUAGAGGGUCAGGACGAACACCCCUUGUUUGGGAAAACAGAAAAGGAAUAGCACUUGGUGCCGCUAGAGGCCUUGCAUACCUACACAGAUCAAGUGUAGUUCACGGCAACAUCAAGGCAUCAAAUGUACUUCUCAAGCAAGACAACAAUCAUGAUGCCCGCUUGUCGGACUACGGAUUGAACACACUCUUCACCACUGCGACCCUUACCAAUCGGGACACAGGAUAUCUUGCCCCCGAGGUGUUUGAACUCCGAAAAGCCACAUUCAAAUCCGACGUUUACAGCUUUGGAGUACUGGUCUUAGAGCUUCUAACUGGUAAGGCUCCAACCCAAACUUCCAUAGGUGAAGAUGGUGUGAAUUUGCCUAGAUGGGUCAAAAGUGUCGUUACAGAAGAAUGGACCGCUGAGGUAUUUGAUGUUGAGUUGAUGAGGCACCACAAUGUGGAAGAAGAGAUGGUACAACUACUUCAAAUAGCGAUGUCGUGUGUUGAAAAGGUGCCGAAUUCAAGACCAACAAUGCGUGAUGUAGUCGAAUCGAUCGAGAAAAUGGAACGCCUAUCAUCUGAUAAUCCAUCGAGAGGCUCCGACGGUCAAACACCUCAGUAUUCAAGCUCAUCGCCAACGGGCAUGGCGCCAUAGGGGAAAAUAAGUGUAUUCAAACUCUCUCUAUCUUUACUCUUAUUUUAAAUUUUUUUUAAAUGAAAGUUGGGCAAUGUAUUCUACAUUAUAUAUAGAUAAAAAGAUUUUUAUUUGAAUGUUGUUUUUGUAGGAUACAUGAAAUGAUUGGUGAGAUGACAAUAUUUGCAUUGUGUUUUUGACAUGUGAUUCUUUUUCUUCAAAUGUUUAUCAGUGAGAUAUAUGGUUCUUGGCUUCUUGUAUUUGGCCUUCUCUUUGGUUGUGUAAGCUACUAAGCUACCAAGGUGUAAGGCUGGGUGACUUCUCCAACGGAGAGCUAAAAUGAUACACCCUAAUUCCUAAUUAAUGAAGUGUCCGC
Molecule: messenger RNA, 2471 nt
Organism: Cuscuta europaea
Lineage: Eukaryota; Viridiplantae; Streptophyta; Magnoliopsida; Solanales; Convolvulaceae
Source: the annotation of a GenBank genome assembly